AACGUUGGAUAAGCGAAUACGUUGGAUAAUAAAGAGAGAUUAAGGAAAAGCCUAUUAAACUUCAAAUUAGGUUAUGAUUUUACAAAUUAAGCACCAAAACAUCAUGUUAUACAACAAAUUUGACAGAAAAAGUAGUUCAAUACACAGUAAUGCUAUGUAGUAAUUACUGUAUUUACGAAUUUAGCACCAAAAUAUCACGAUGUAUUGAAAACAUUGACUACAAAAAUGCGUUGGAUAAUCUAGAAUGUUGGAUAAGCGAGUGUUGGAUAAGUGAGACUCUACUGUAUUGCCAUGAUGUUAAGCCGCCCUGAGUCCCCUCUGGGGUGAGAAGGGCGAAGUAAAGGUAUAGUAAAUAAAUAAAUAAUAUCAGAUAUUUGCAUUAUGAUUCCUAGUGGUAGCAAAAUUACAGUUAUGAAGUAGCAAUGAAAAUAAUUGUAUGGUUGGGGGUCACCACAACAUGAGGAGCUGUAUUAAGGGGUCGUGGCAUUAGGAAGGUUGAGAACCACUGGUCUAAGAGGAUAGGAGAAAGAGAGCUUUCUGGAGCAGUGGCCAAAUACCUGGAUUUGCAGAACAGAAAAAGAGUUAUGUUUGAGAAAAAAUGAUUUGAAAGAAGGAAGCAAUGAGUCCUGUCUACAGUGACCACUAGAAACACACUUUCACAGCAUCCAACAAUUGCAAUUUCACAGCAGCCAAUGCUGCAGUGUAGAUGGAGGAUGAGGUCCUCAUGCAGCCAGAACCAUUACAAAAUGCCACUCCAUUAGAUGGGCCUAUGUGGAAGGAAAGUGUUUUAAUUUUUUCUGAUGGAUGGGAAAUGUCUUCAGUACCUCCUCCUCCUCCUCUAUUGUUUAUGCUCUGCCAUGGGGAAAAAUACCACUUUAUUGCUCUUUAGUCAGACUUCACCUGGAAUAGUGUGACCAGUUCUGGGGAUCAUAAUUCAAGGAGGAUAUUGACAUCCAAAAACAAGUGGAGAAGGGCGACCAAAAUGGGAGCCUGGGAGCUAAACUCUGUGAGGUGCAACCAAGGGAUCUGGGAAUGUUUAGCUUAGAGAAAAGAGGGCUGAGAGAAGGGGAUGUGAGAGCCAUGUUUAAAUAUUUGAAAGGAUGUCACAUUGAGGAGGGGCAAGCUUGUUUUCCACUCCCCCAGAGGACACAGAGCAAUGGAUUCAUACUAUAGAAAUAGAAAUUCCAUCCAAACCUUAGGAAGAACUUCCUGAUGGUAGACAAAUUCUGCAGCACAUUGAAAGAAUAACACUUUGUGAACGAACGCUACUAGGAAUGUCAGAAACCAUUGCUGUGUGCCUUCAAGUCAUUUCCAACUUAUUGAAGACCAUGUUUGAAUCCCUAUUCAGCUGGGAUAAUGGGUAACCAUUAGCAAGUCAUACUCUCUCAGCCUCAGGGGAAGGCAAAGGCAGACCUUUGAACCACUGAACAAACAUUGCCAAGAAAAUCCCAUGAUAGCUUCACCUUGGCAUCACCACAAGUUAUAAUUUAUUUGAAGGGACACAGCAAUUUCUGAUAUCUCUGGUGGUCAUAGUUUAUAAAGGCUCAUUUUUUCAAUGUGCUGCAGGAUUUGUCUGGAAAGAUAUCUCAGCAAACUCUUCUAAUGUUCUGAGUUGUUUAUAUUUAUCCUAUAAUGGUUCCCCAUUUGGAGAGUCCCAAUUAAUCCUCUGUCAUCCCACUUAUUCAGAGGCUUGUAAAAUGACCUGGUUUCUCUCACCUUCCCUUUCUACUCUUGGCUUACUUCAAUUGCUCCAAAUGGAGUUCAAAGCAGGAAAAAUGGUUUAAAUUCAAUUAAAUGUGUUCAGGAGAGAGGAGGAGAAGGAAAUAAAUCUUGCUUUUCUCAGUAAGCUCAGGCAGAAGAAACCUUUGCAUUCUGUCCCAGCCAUUCUUCCACAUUCAUGUUGCUUGGCCCCAGAAACCCAAGUUUCAUCUAUAAAAUGCUGGGGGUAUGGAGUGACACACUGAAUCAGUUUUAUAGGGAACAUGCAUGUCUAUACAUGCAUAUUUUGCUGGUACAUUGUGCAAAUAAUGAGUAGGAACUCUCUUUCAUAUGUAUGGAAAAUAUGGAAGCUUGAGAAAUGUCUGCAGCAACAUAAUUAGGGUUGCUUAAGAGUUCAUGAAUAAGGGAUUAUGCACAAAACACAUCCCCAUACUAGUGAAACCUUACGUUAAGCCUUUCUCAAACAUAUCAUAAAACCAAAUAUAUAAAAGGCUGCUUAUACACAAGCAUAUGUGACAGUAAGAACGUCACAAAGAAGACAAAAGCUAUCUGAGCCAGAAAGAUACCGGGGCAAGAGAAGAAACGGCAGAAGAACAAUGGAGAUCUGGAGUUUUUUGACUUUUCUACUUGUAGGCAUUUUGAUACUGAAGUAUCUGAAACAGCUCUGGUCAAGCAGAAACUACCCUCCUGGACCUUUUCAGCUUCCCUUCAUUGGGGGUCUGUGGCGAAUAGGGAGGACAUUUAAUCAAGAUACAUUCACGAAGCUUGCAAAGCAAUACGGAAACAUUUUCACAAUCUGGGUGGGCUCAUAUCCUGUAGUUGUCCUGUCCGGUUACCAAGCGGUGAAAGAAGGACUAAUCAAUCAUGCAGAAGAGUUUGGUGAGCGACCCGUGACUCCUACAACUAAAGCCAUGUGUAAAAAAAGGGGUAUUAUGACAACAAACGGUCACACUUGGAGGCAGCAAAGAUGGUUUGGGCAAGCUACCUUGCGGAAGUUGGGCCUGGGGAAGAAAUACGCAGAGCACGUGAUAGAAGAGGAGGCCCUUGGCAUUGUGGAGGUGUUUGCGCGCACAAAAGGCCAUCCAAUUGACCCGGUAGUACCGAUGACAAGUGCAAUCUUCAAAGUGAUCUGCGGUGUCAUUUGGGGGAACCAAUUUUAUCCUAGCGAGGAAGAAAACCAGAAAAUAAUAGAACACCUUGCAACUUUUGUCAAAUUUGGAGAUAGCAUAUUUUAUGUUCUCUAUGAAAUGUUUCCAAGGCUCAUGGAACAUUUCUCAACACCUUUAUCAAGUGCCAUUGCAAAAAUCGACAAGGCAAUUUCACUUUUAAAGCAAGAGAUUGCAAAACACAAGGAACAUGAGAUGCAACAUGACCCCCAAGAUUUCAGUGACUUCUAUCUGUAUCAGAUAGAGAAAACCAAGAGUGAUCCUGACUCUACUUUUAAUGAAGACAAUCUGGCUCAGUGUAUUCUUGAGUUCCUUGCCGCAGGAACAGAAACUACUGCCAGUGCUCUGCAAUGGGCACUGCUCCGCAUGGCAACUCAUCCAGAUAUCCAAGAUAGAGUCUAUGAGGAGAUGGAGGAAGUUUUGGGUACCUCUCAAUCAAUCUGCUAUCAAGAUCGGAAGAAACUGCCCUACACCAAUGCUGUGAUUCACGAGGUUUUACGUGCAAACUAUGUCUUACCUCUUGGGAUUGUUAGGCGAAAUACUAAAGAUGUGAACAUAUAUGGUUACACCAUUCCCAAGAGGACCUUUAUCGUGCCAGACCUGGGCUCAGUAUUUCUUGAUCCCAAGCAGUGGGAGACGCCUGGAGAAUUCAAUCCCAAUCACUUUUUAGAUAAGGAUGGACAUUUCGUCGCUAGAGAAGAAUUUCUGCCAUUUGGAGCAGGCACUCGAGUGUGCCCAGGGGAGCAGUUGGCACGGAUGGAGCUCUUCCUUUUCUUUACUCACCUGAUGAGAGCAUUCAGGUUCCAGUUUCCAGAAGAAACAGUCGAAAUGACCAAGAUGCCUGUAUUGGGUUUCACAUUCCACCCACAGCCUUAUAGGAUUUGUGCGAUUCCCCGCUCUGAUUCAUGAUAAAAAAUAAUAAUAAAAUGGCUUACUACAGUAGAGUCUCACUUAUCCAAGCCUCGCUUAUCCAAGCCUCUGGAUAAUCCAAGACAUUUUUGUAGUCAAUGUUUUCAAUAUAUCGUGAUAUUUUGGUGCUAAAUUCGUAAAUACAGUAAUUACAACAUAACAUUACUGCGUAUUGAACUACUUUUUCUGUCAAAUUUGUUGUAUAACAUGAUGUUUUGGUGCUUAAUUUGUAAAAUCAUAACCUAAUUUGAUGUUUAAUAGGCUUUUCCUUAAUCCCUCCUUAUUAUCCAAGAUAUUCGCUUAUCCAAGCUUCUGCCGGCCCGUUUAGCUUGGAUAAGUGAGACUCUACUGUA
Anolis carolinensis (green anole) is the source of this 4147-nucleotide messenger RNA. RefSeq names its product cytochrome P450 2J2. Gene Ontology annotation, biological process: xenobiotic metabolic process. The record is from RefSeq and is a predicted model, not a curated record. NCBI's taxonomy places the organism in Eukaryota, Metazoa, Chordata, Lepidosauria, Squamata, Anolidae. The coding region runs from base 2316 to 3794 and encodes 492 amino acids. The transcript has 9 exons. Gene Ontology annotation, molecular function: heme binding; oxidoreductase activity, acting on paired donors, with incorporation or reduction of molecular oxygen, reduced flavin or flavoprotein as one donor, and incorporation of one atom of oxygen; iron ion binding. Gene Ontology annotation, cellular component: intracellular membrane-bounded organelle; cytoplasm.